Messenger RNA from Mycotypha africana, 303 nucleotides. Its product is annotated as translation initiation factor SUI1. Gene Ontology annotation, biological process: translational initiation. NCBI's taxonomy places the organism in Eukaryota, Fungi, Mucoromycota, Mucoromycetes, Mucorales, Mycotyphaceae. The record is from RefSeq and is a predicted model, not a curated record. The transcript is spliced from 2 exons. The annotation marks the transcript as partial. Gene Ontology annotation, molecular function: ribosomal small subunit binding; translation initiation factor activity; RNA binding. Gene Ontology annotation, cellular component: eukaryotic 43S preinitiation complex.
CUAGAUCCGUUUGCUGAUGUUGAAGAGAACAAGCAACAAAACGCAAACAAUAUUCACUUGCGUAUACAACAAAGAAACGGUAGAAAGACUUUGACCACUCUCGAAGGACUUCCUAAGGAAUAUGAUUCCAAGAAAAUUCUAAAGACAUUCAAAAAGGAAUUUGCUUGCAACGGCACCAUUGUUGAAGAUGAAGUGCUUGGUUCCAUUUUGCAAUUAAGUGGCGAUCAAAGAGUUAAAAUUGCUGAAUUCCUCGUCAAGGAAGGAAUUGCUAAAAAAGCAGACGUCAAGAUUCACGGUUUCUAG